Molecule: messenger RNA, 1505 nt
Organism: Pezoporus flaviventris
Lineage: Eukaryota; Metazoa; Chordata; Aves; Psittaciformes; Psittacidae
Gene: HNRNPH3
Product: heterogeneous nuclear ribonucleoprotein H3
Exons: 10
Coding region: 101-1069 (322 amino acids)
Biological process (GO): regulation of RNA splicing
Cellular component (GO): nucleoplasm; ribonucleoprotein complex
Molecular function (GO): RNA binding
Source: RefSeq, a predicted model, not a curated record
GCUGGCUCGUUAGCAGCGAGGAGUUUCUUUCCCAACAGAAGCUCCUGCCGGAGCACGUCGAGGCGUGCGCGAAGGUCUCCGGGUUUGCUUUAAAUAAAAGAUGGACUGGAGUGGAAAACAUAAUGGGCCAAAUGAUACAACUAAUGAUGGAACAGUGGUACGACUUCGAGGCCUGCCAUUUGGUUGCAGCAAAGAAGAGAUUGUUCAGUUUUUCCAAGGGUUGGAAAUCGUGCCAAAUGGGAUAACAUUGACGCUGGACUACCAGGGGAGAAGCACAGGGGAGGCCUUCGUGCAGUUUGCUUCAAAGGAGAUAGCAGAAAAUGCUCUGGGGAAACACAAGGAAAGAAUAGGGCACAGAUAUAUUGAAAUCUUCAAAAGUAGUAAGAGCGAGAUCAGAGGAUUCAGUGACAUGCCAAGAAGAAUGAUGGGACAACAACGGCCUGGACCAUACGAUAGACCAUUAGGAGGAAGAGGGGGUUAUUAUGGAGCUGGGCGUGGAAGUAUGUAUGACAGAAUGCGUCGAGGAGGUGGUGGAUAUGACGGUGGAUAUGGUGGCUUUGAUGAUUAUGGUGGCUAUAAUAACUAUGGCUAUGGAAACGAUGGCUAUGAUGACAGAAUGAGGGAUGGGAGAGGCAUGGGGGGACAUGGCUAUGGGGGAGCUGGAGAAGCAGGCUCAGGUUUCCAUGGUGGCGGUCACUUUGUUCACAUGAGAGGACUGCCUUUUCGAGCAACAGAAAAUGAUAUUGCUAAUUUUUUCUCACCACUGAACCCUAUAAGAGUUCACAUUGAUAUUGGAGCAGAUGGAAGAGCCACUGGAGAGGCAGAUGUGGAAUUUGUAACACAUGAGGAUGCAGUAGCUGCCAUGUCUAAGGAUAAAAAUCACAUGCAACAUCGAUAUAUUGAACUGUUCCUGAAUUCAACUGCUGGAGGUGGUUCUGGCAUGGGAGGCUAUGGCAGAGAUGGAAUGGAUCAAGGUUAUGGCCCUGUGGGUAGAAUGGGAAUAGGUACCAAUUACAGUGGAGGAUAUGGAACUCCUGAUGGCCUGGGUGGAUAUAGUAUGUAUGCGUGACCUUGUGUCAAUUGUUUGCAGGUCGUGGCACUGGAAAUACUGGAGGAUACUAUGGGCAAGGCACUAUGGGUGGAGGAGGAUGGCGUGGAAUGUAUUGAAGGGUAGCCUUGCUUCUACAAAACAUCCUGGAAGAAACAGUCUCUGGUCUACUAGACUUUCUUACAAAAUUUAAUUUCUUUUGUAUUUUAAGAACUUUAUAAUGACUGAAGGAAUGUGUUUUCACAAUAUUAUUUGGUAAGCAACAGAUUGUGAUGGGAAAAUCUGUUUUCUGUAGGUUUUAUUUGUUGCAUACUCUGACUUUAAAUAAAUUUUUAUAUUCAAACCACUGAUGUUGAUACUUUUUAUACUAGUUACUCCUAAGGAUGUAUUACGUAUUCAAGACUACAGUCGGUUUAAGAUGUUGUACUGUGGUUCAAUAAAGGUGGUUGUACUGUGA